GACAGAAAGAGAGAGAGAGAGAGAUAUGGCUGCAUGCCUCAUCGUUUCUCAAGUGUCUUGAAGUGCUUGUGAGGCCUCUUUGGUAGAAUGCUGAGAGAGAGAGAGGACAUGAUGCAAAUAAAUGAGCAGUACCAUUUCACGAGGUAGUUAGAUGCAUCAUGGGAGUGGAUCAGAACUUAUCUACAGUAGUGGACCUGAACACAUCUAAUAUAACCAUGGAGUACAGCUCAGCCCGCUCAGUGGAACAGGUCCCUACAGAAUACCGCAUCGCAGGCCUGGUCUUCUACUGUGUCAUCUUCACCAUUGGCAUAGUGGUCAACGUCACCGCAUUAUGGGUAUUUGCCUUGACCACCAAGAGGAGGAACUCCGUCUCGGUCUACAUGAUCAACGUGGCCAUAGUGGAUCUCGUCUUUAUCAUCCUUCUCCCCUUCCGGAUGGUUUACUAUGGCCAGGACUACUGGCCGUUCGGAGACAUCUUCUGUCGGGUCAGCGCGGCUCUGACUGUCUUCUACCCCUGCAUGGCCCUGUGGCUCUUCGCCCUGAUCAGCACUGACCGCUACGUGGCCAUCAUCCAGCCCAAACACAGCAAGGAGCUCAAGAACAUCCCCAAAGCCCUGGUAGCAUGCAUCGGGGUGUGGAUCAUGACCCUGGGUAGCACUGUCCCCUUGCUCUUCCCAGACCACGACCCGGAUCGCUCCUCCAACUUCACCACCUGCAUCAAGAUGCGUGACAUCAUCCACCUGCGAACGGACAACCCCGUCCACUUCACACGCCUGUUCUUCUUCUUCCUGGUGCCGACCUGUAUCAUGAUUGGUUGCUAUGUGGUCAUCGUGGAUAAUCUCGUCCACGGACGGACUUCCAAGCUCAAGCCCAAGGUCAAGCAGAAGUCCAUCAGGAUCAUCAUCACGCUCAUCGUCCAAGUGCUGGUGUGUUUCGUGCCCUUCCACAUUUGUUUGGUGGUUCUGUUGCUGGAAGGUGGUGAUGGUUCGGACUACAGCACGUGGGGUGCCUUUACAACAUUCCUGAUGAACCUGAGUACAGUUCUGGACAUUAUUCUUUACUACAUUGUCUCCAAGCAGUUCCAAGAUAGAGUGAUCAGUGUGAUUCUGUACAGGAACUACCUGCGUAGCGUACGGAGGAAGAGCAGACGCACACACACAGGGAGUGUGAGGUCGUUCAGUAACUUGACCAGCGCCAUGAUCUGAAGGCGGAAACCAAACUCAACUGUGCAAAAGAAGGUGACCCAGGGACUUUACAGAUGCAUAUCUGGCAGACAGUGGCGGUCGGUGACAUUUAUAAUGAGGGAGGACAAUACAUUUUUUUAUGAGCAUGGCCUUAUUUCUAUUACAGCAUAUUGGAUGAUUGUCAUUCAUAUACCAUUCACCCAGCUCAAUGUAACAUCGAUAGGUUUAGGCUACAUCCUACAUGAUAUUCACAUUUUCCUAUCAUGAGGUUGGUACAGCCUAGCCUAUGAAUGAAAGUUUACAACCACAGGUCAAGAGAAAGAUUUGAGUUAUCAAGGUGGCAGACAGUGACACAUUCAAUACCGUCUCGCACACUCUUGCCCACAUCUAGCUGAUCUAUGGUGUAAUCAUUAGUCCAACAGUUGCAAACAAAAGUUUCUAUUGGACAUAUGCCAGUACGUUUUUCCCCAUUUCGUUCUGUUUGCUUCUGUUUAAGAAAUGUUUUUCAACAGAAUCGGCGGAAGGAAUUACACCCCUGAUCACACGCAAACACAGUUCACUUCACAGCAGCCACAUACAAAGAGCAUGAGCACAACACAACACAUCAGCUGUCUGUGACCAGGUGAAAAAACCUUCCCAAGCCAAAAUGUCAUAUCAUAACCGCUAACCGCUACACACAGCCUACAUCGUUGUCACCAUAUUAGCUAACGUCAUAGUCAACAUAGCUACUACAACUAACAUGUUAGUAAAAUCAUAGUACAAUCAUGCAGUGCGGUGUACAGUCAGCAAACUUGCUUCUUCUUCAUUUUUAAAGAAAUGAAUGUGUUCAAAAUUGUUAAACUAUUGUCUUUCUUUCUCUUUGAGUCAGCUACUCACCACAUUGUAUGCACUGCAGUGCUAGCUAGCUGUAGCUUAUGCUUUCAGUACUAGAUUCAUUCUCUGAUCCUUUGAUUGGGUGAACAACAUGUCAGUUCAUGCUGCAAGAGCUCUGAUCGGUUGGAGGCAGUCCCCCAGAAGUUCAUAAUUACUGUGUAAGUCUAUGGGAGGGGGUGACGACCAUCAGCCUCCUAGGUUUUGUAUUGAAGUCAAUGUACCCAGAGGAGGACGGAAACUAGCUGUCCUCUGGCUACACCAUGGUGCUACCCCAGAGAGUGCUGUUGAGGAUACUGUAGACCUUUGCAAAACAGUGUGUUUUAAUAAAUUAUUUGGUGACGUGAA
Salvelinus namaycush (lake trout) is the source of this 2402-nucleotide messenger RNA. RefSeq names its product G protein-coupled receptor 18 (gene gpr18). Gene Ontology annotation, cellular component: membrane. Bases 159 to 1205 code for a protein of 348 amino acids. Lineage: Eukaryota; Metazoa; Chordata; Actinopteri; Salmoniformes; Salmonidae. The record is from RefSeq and is a predicted model, not a curated record. Gene Ontology annotation, molecular function: G protein-coupled receptor activity. Gene Ontology annotation, biological process: phospholipase C-activating G protein-coupled receptor signaling pathway; positive regulation of Rho protein signal transduction. The transcript has 2 exons.